Carica papaya (papaya) is the source of this 1065-nucleotide messenger RNA. RefSeq names its product actin-depolymerizing factor. Gene Ontology annotation, molecular function: actin binding. Lineage: Eukaryota; Viridiplantae; Streptophyta; Magnoliopsida; Brassicales; Caricaceae. Gene Ontology annotation, biological process: actin filament depolymerization. The record is from RefSeq and is a predicted model, not a curated record. Gene Ontology annotation, cellular component: actin cytoskeleton.
UCCCAAAUAUUUUCUUCCUUUGGUGGCUGCUUUUUCUCCUCUUUUUCUCUCCGUAGAUUUCUCUGGCCUCUUCCUUUCUCUCUUCAAUUUCCCUUCGCUCUCAACUGUUUCUGCACAGCAGCCAUGUCUUUCAGAGGGACAAAUGCUUCAUCUGGGAUGGGUGUUGCUGAACACAGCAAAAGCACAUUCUUGGAGCUGCAGAGGAAAAAGGUGCAUCGCUAUGUGAUCUUCAGGAUUGAUGAGAAGAAAAAAGAGGUUGUAGUUGAAAAGACUGGCGGCCCAGCUGAGAGCUAUGAUGAUUUCACUGCUUCAUUGCCUGACAAUGACUGUCGAUAUGCAGUUUAUGACUUUGAUUUUGUGACUUCAGAGAAUUGCCAGAAAAGCAAGAUCUUUUUCAUUGCAUGGUCUCCUUCUGUGUCUCGGAUUCGUGCAAAGAUGCUUUACGCAACAUCCAAGGACAGAUUUCGAAGGGAGCUGGAUGGCAUUCACUAUGAAAUCCAGGCCACUGACCCGACUGAAAUGGACCUCGAGGUGCUCAGAGAACGUGCACACUGAGUAUUGUACAACCUAAAGGAACAGGUCCUUUGUUGUUUGGGUUAGCUGCCAAUCAUAUGUGUAGGAAUUGUAUCCAACACAGAAUACAUACAUAAAUAUAUAUAAAUAGGUUAAGUAUUAAUAAUACUUGGGAAGGCUGAUCAGGAGCUCAUUGUGACACCUGGGGUUGUGGGAUGGUGGGCUCCUUAUUGCCAUGAUGCUUCUCAGGUGAUAAUGGGUGUGGCUAUGGAUUGUUAAUGGAAUUGGCACUUUGUAUUACUUGUGACUUGCUUUCCAACUUGAGUUUCCAUCAGGACUCAACGAGUGGGAGACCAUGAAAAAAUAUAUUUUAUUGUUUCAGCUAUCCUUCUCCUUCCACUGCAAAUUCUGAGAAGGUUAUUAUUACCUGGUGGUGCAGCAAUUGGGAGUCUGAAGUGGUUUUACGGUGAAGCCAUGGGUAAUGGCUUAAAUAUUUGAAUGUUGUAAUUUAAGGUGACCAUUAGCUCUUAUUUCAUUUCGUCUUUUAGCAUA